AUGAAAAAAAAAAAACAGUCUCUCCCACAGAAGGAGGGUGCUAGACCGCCCGGCUCUCCACCGAUGCCUCUUAUUGACAAUGUCUUCAGCCUGGCGCCCUACCAUGACUAUCUAGAUGUGCAGACACCAGAGGUCACAACUGAGCCAGAUUCAGUCCCAGCUCCCAGUGAAAGCCACGGCAAAGACUGCAGGGGGACCUUAACUGCCCAGGAGGGGUCCUCAGAGCCUUGCUGCUCACUUCGGGAGGAGAGGGCCUUGGACUUGAGUGUGAAGAAGUCCAGAGCAGAGGCUGCUCCCAUCAAGGUCCCUAGUCCUACAGUGCAUGCCAAGCCCACUGCAACUGUGGACAUGCCAGGGAACACAGCUUCAGGUCUGCCAGGCCUAAAAAAGGUGGUCACAGAGCACCUGGAAUGCGUGAUCACAGAGGCCACACCAAGGACCAAUUUCCAUAACUCUGUGGCCUUCAUGUUCCGAAAAUUCAAGAUCCUCCGUCCACCACCCUUACCUGCAGCUGUGGACCCGGCCACACCCACCUCGGCUCCUGCCCCUGUACAGCUCAGCAAGUUGCUGUCCCAGUUGCAGAGAUUCGUAUUCACACAGCAGUGCCCCUUUCCCCAUGUGGUACAAGCUGGCUCCAUCUUUGUGCCCAUCCACCUGGUGAAGGAGCGGCUCUUCCCACAACUGCCCCCUGCCUCUGUGGACCAUGUACUGCAGGAGCACCGUGUGGAGCUGGGGCCUACCACACUGUCAGAGGAGCGGGCGCUGCGGGAGCGUGCCCUGCAAGGCUACACCUCACGCAUGCUGAAGUUGCUGACACUGCGCCAGCUACCUGACAUCUACCCUGACCUGCUGGGCCUGCAGUGGCGAGACUGCAUGCGCCGCCAGCUGGGUGACUUUGACACUGAGGCUGGAGCUGUUCCCACCUCAGAACCCAACAUGGCCAGAGAUGAGCCAGAGAGCAUAGCACUGGCUCGGAAGUCACCAGCCCCCAAGGCCAGAAAGCCAGGGAGGAAGCCACCAACCCCUGGCCCGGAGAAAGCAGAUGCAAUUGCUGGGGAAGGGUCAAAUGGUCCUUCACCUACCCCUGCUGCCAGCACCGGCUCACCUGGCCCCAUGCUGAGGGUCCGCUUCAGAAACCUGCUGGAAACUGCCUGGCUCAAUGGCCUGGCACUGCCCACGUGGGGCCACAAGGCCUCAGGACCUGACCGGCCCCCACCCUGCCCACAGUUACUGGGCAGUCAGAGUCAUCACCUGUAA
Messenger RNA from Sciurus carolinensis (gray squirrel), 1257 nucleotides. RefSeq lists its product as uncharacterized. Lineage: Eukaryota; Metazoa; Chordata; Mammalia; Rodentia; Sciuridae. The record is from RefSeq and is a predicted model, not a curated record.